Messenger RNA from Gavialis gangeticus (Gharial), 2251 nucleotides. It is a transcript of the gene CATSPER3, whose product is annotated as cation channel sperm associated 3. Gene Ontology annotation, cellular component: membrane. Bases 78 to 1250 code for a protein of 390 amino acids. Gene Ontology annotation, biological process: transmembrane transport; monoatomic ion transport. Gene Ontology annotation, molecular function: monoatomic ion channel activity. Lineage: Eukaryota; Metazoa; Chordata; Crocodylia; Gavialidae. The record is from RefSeq and is a predicted model, not a curated record. The transcript is spliced from 8 exons.
UCUUAGUUGCUUAAGAGGAAACUGGACGACCUCCUAGACAGCUUAACUUGAGAAAACAAAAAUCUACAAGUCUGACCAUGGAGAUCACAGAAUCUUUUCAUAAGAGGGGACUUGCCCUCAGGUUGCCUGUUGAAACUUUUAAGUCCACAUCUGAGGUCAAAGUGAAACACACGCUGUUUGCGCUAUUUAAGAGACAUGAUGCAGAAUUUUGUGCGUAUUUAUCCAAAUUGCUGCAGAAUCCCAUGAUCAGAGUCAUCAUGAUUAGCACCGUCUUGGUCAAUGCACUAUUCAUAACUAUGGAGACUGAUUAUAAUAUUAGGUUUCAAUCUCAUACAUUUUUGGAGCUGGCAGAUGUGAUCAUUCUGGCUAUCUAUACCACAGAGUUUUUGAUACUGUUUUAUAUGGACCCCCUGAAUUUCUGGAGGAGCGGCUACAACAUACUCAAUGCUAUCAUUCUCCUCCUUGCUUACCUCCCAUACACAAUCAACAAAAAUAACAGCAAAUACUACUGGACCUGGAGCACGCUCAAAGGUUUCCAGGUGCUCCGGAUUCUGAAGCUCAUCAACUACAGCCGAGGAAUGAUGAAUUUGAUGACAGCUCUAGGCCAGACUAUGAAGACUGUGAUCUAUGUCCUUAUUCUGCUGUUCCUGUUAAUGUUUAUCUUUGCCAUUUUGGGCCACGGUUUGUAUGGAGACCCCGACAGUGGAGACAUAGAAAAUUGGGGCAACCUUGCAUCUGCACUUUUCACACUCUUCAGUUUAGUCACGGUCGACGGCUGGACGGACUUGCAGAGCAGCUUGGAGGAGCACGGUUUUACUGCCAGCCGAGCGUUCACCAUAGUCUUCAUCUUGCUGGGCUUCUUUGUGUUUUUCAAUAUGUUUAUCGGUGUGGUCAUUAUCAAUAUCCAGGACUCGACUCAAAAUUACAAGUGGGAGUGUAAAGCAGAAAUGCAGGCUGCUCUUCAGGCCAAAAAACAGGCCAUAUUAAAGAGACAACAAGAAGAAGUGAACAAGUUAAUGCACCAGCAGAAAACCAGCGAGUAUAAAGCUUUCAGUGAAUUGGUGGACGACUUUAAAAAGACGUUACAGCAUACUGAUACUGUGGUCUUAGAAGAUUUUUGUGCCAGUAUCGCAUUUAUUGAUCUGUAUUUGACAUCCCUGGAUCUUCAGGAUGAUACAAUAUAUAGGGCAUCACCUGUGUUGGGGGCAUCAGGCAUAGGCAUGUUAGGAGAGAGCACUUCCCACAGCUAACGGCAUCCUUUAUGUUAUAUUUUGCUGCAAGAAGAGGAAGCAUGAACGAUGGGCUUGAGCUAGCAGGUCCCCCAAGUGCCCCUUGAACCUCAGCUGGAGCUCUGCACUGAGUCUAGGCAGUUUCUAAAGUGGCUUUUGAGUCUGGCUCUGCGGUGCGUCCCGUCACCUGGCACUCAUGCCCAUCACCGGAAGGACAUACAUGGAAAAGGCUGAGGUAACCUCCUGUAUUAUUGGGCAUUGUCCUUUCUAUCCUACAAAGCCCUUUUAGAUGUCCUCCACAUGGCAGCUCUGAGCAUGUCCUGCCAGGGCACUGGCUCCCCACAACUCAGACUCAAGUUAAUGGGAAUUGAAGGUGCUCCAGUCCAGGCUGACAAGGCCCAUAAACUAUCCAUGAAAGUCCUUCAGGUCCACCCUGUAUUUUCCAUGGGCAGGGAUCAACUGUUUUCUUAGCUGGCGUUUUUGAAGGAGUUGGAUUUGAGAAUAGCCUCAUGUCGCAUAGGUCAUGAGCAAGGAGCUGAGAGGAGUUCAUGAACUGGGGAAGCCAAAGGUAGAUCUGGGCCCCAGCUGCAGACAGGGGACCCGGGACCACGAGCGUCUGAAGUUCAAUGAUUCUGACUGGGGGUGAAAUCCCAGCCCCGUUGAAAUGUGGGGGGAUUUUGUCAGGCUUGCUUUCACCUUCAGGUUUAGCUUGGGAUCCUUGCUUGGGUAGAGAGAGGAUGGAGGUACUAACUGGAUGGAAACAGCUCGGUUUUACAGGAAAUCUUCCCUCCUGUUUCCAGUGCUGCAGUUUGGUUUGCAUAUCCAUUUUGAACAUGCCUCGACCUGGAGAGAUGUAGAUAGAUGGUGGCAGGUGCUGGAAAAUACCUGCACUCAGAGAAGAUCUACUGCUACCGGGGCCACAAAACGAGCAUGAUAAACCCAAACCCCAACAAACCCAAAUACACGCACAGAUCAAGCAUGUCCUUGUGAAGUCCCUGAUUGAAUAAAAAAACCCCAAACCA